This is a messenger RNA of Pelobates fuscus (common spadefoot toad), 2527 nucleotides long. It is a transcript of the gene ARFGAP2, whose product is annotated as ADP ribosylation factor GTPase activating protein 2. NCBI's taxonomy places the organism in Eukaryota, Metazoa, Chordata, Amphibia, Anura, Pelobatidae. The transcript has 17 exons. Gene Ontology annotation, biological process: COPI coating of Golgi vesicle. Gene Ontology annotation, molecular function: GTPase activator activity. The record is from RefSeq and is a predicted model, not a curated record. The coding region runs from base 78 to 1700 and encodes 540 amino acids.
CGGGCGCCGUGACCGCGGAACGCUCUCUGAUUGGCUCCCGGGUUGAUGGCUGCAGUGGCUGACGGGAGAGAGAAAACAUGGCUGCGGAGCCGAGUAAAGCCGAUAUUCAAACAGUGUUCAAGCGGCUCCGGGCGGCGGCCACCAACAAGUCCUGCUUUGACUGUGGUGCCAAGAACCCCAGCUGGGCCAGCAUUCCUUAUGGCGUGUUCCUAUGCAUUGACUGCUCGGGGAUUCACCGCUCUCUGGGGGUUCAUCUCAGCUUUAUUAGGUCCACUGAGCUAGAUUCCAAUUGGAGCUGGUUUCAGCUGAGGUGUAUGCAAGUGGGAGGCAAUGCUAAUGCAAACGCCUUUUUCCACCAACACGGCUGUACCACCAGUGACACCAAUGCCAAGUACAACAGCCGCAGUGCCCAGAUGUACCGGGAGAAGAUUAGGCAGCUGGCUAGUUCUGCCAUGGCUCGGCAUGGCACUGAUCUGUGGAUAGAGGGGAUGAACUGCUCUGUUUCCCAAUCACCAGAGAAGAAAGAUUCUGACUUCUUUGCAGAGUUGACUCAGCCUAGCUCAUGGGAUGUAGCACCAGCCAUAGAACAAGUCCCAGAGGCAGCUUCACCUGAGACAAAAUCUACCAGCGUCUCUGAGAGCAGCGAAUCCACACAUCCAGAGACUGGUCCCAAUGUUGACAUUCUCAGCACGUCCCCUAAAGUAACCGUUGACCGGGCUAUGUGCCUUUCAGUUCAGGAGCUGACACUGGGUACAGAAGUGAAGCCUACUCUCAUUGGCAAGAAGAAACCAGCCACAGUUAAGAAAGGACUUGGGGCUAAGAAAGGCCUGGGUGCCCAGAAGGUCAGCAGCCAGAGCUUUAAUGAGAUCGAGCGGAAAGCACAGGUGGCAGAAAAACUCAGAGAGCAGCAAGCGGCUGAGCUAAGGAAAGAAGUGGAGGAGUCACUUGUCUCCUCAAUGAGGCUGGCGUACCAAGAACUGGAGAUUGACCGGAAAAAGGAGGAGAAAAAGCUGCAGAAUUUAGAAGGAAAGAAACGAGAGCAGGCGGAGCGACUUGGCAUGGGCCUGGCUGCACGCAGCUCCGUUUCACACUCUGUCCUCUCUGAGAUGCAUGUGAUUGAACAAGAGACUCCUGUUGCUACAAAGUCUUCACGCUCCCAGCUUGACCUGUUAGAUGAUGUCAGUUUCACCUCUGGACCCCCUAAGUAUAAGGACAACCCAUUCAUGCUAGCAGAAGGUGUCUCUGUUCGGUGGGACUCGGACACUCCCUCGUGGUUAAUAGCAGAUAAAGGUUCCGAGGAUGGUGAAGUGACAAUCUCCAGUAUUCAGCCGGCACGAGACAGGCCUGCCAACCGGAGAAAACCAGAGAGCACCCCAGGUCCAGAAUCCAAUGAAGCACGGAUGAAAUUUGCCACGGCCAAAGCCAUCUCCUCAGACAUGUUCUUUGGUCGAGAACAGGAUGCUGAGUAUGAAGCGAGAUCCCGAUUACAGCAGCUCUCCUCCAGUAACUCCAUCAGCUCUGCAGACCUCUUUGGAGAUUCUAGUUCAUCGGAUGCUGCAGCUGCGGUGUCCUUGGGGAACGUUCUUCCAUCUGCAGACAUCACCCACUUUAAGCAAGGGGUAAAAACUGUGGCAGGCAAGAUGGCUGUUCUGGCAAAUGGGGUGAUGAACACUUUGCAGGAUCGUUACAGCUCCUAUUAACAUGACCUGGAACUGGCACCUAUAGCUUUUUAUUCCCAUGCACAAAGUUUUGUUUGGGCCAGAGGCAAAGAAGGUCCGGAAGUGAAAUGAAUCCAUGCAUCUCGAGGAGUUAUGGCUGGCCCUUCCGAGGAAGUGACCAUUUCAGUAUUCCUAAAGCCACGUGUGCUGCGGGAACCUUUUGAUCCUAUUAACACAUUGCAGUUGCUUCUGCUUCACAGCUGCUCCUCUCCUCCCCCAGAAUGUUCUGCUGAUCGCCCCUUUACACUGGAGCGGCCAAGGGACGGUGCUUUUAAUUUAAUUUGUGUAUACGUGAGAUCGUUAUUUGUGAACCCUAAGCAGGGACUCGUAUUAUGGAAAGUCAGACAGGUGUAGCAUGUACCACUUGUCUGUUUAACCUUGGGGUGUGGGGAAGGGAUAAGAUUUUUGAUUAAGGUGAGGACACCUCAUUUUUAGAAAUUUAAUGACUGUUACCUCUAGGAGGAAGGAAGCCGACUAAGACUUGAGAUUAUGUGCGUCACUGACAUUUCUCCUUUUAGAGCCUUUGAUAUUAUUGACACUGAGGACUUUUAAACGCUGAUUUCUGGACAGGUUGCAAUCAGAUCAGGAUUUCAAUCACUGGCCCAUUUACAGAGACUACAUAGUCACACGCUUUGUGAGAGCGAGUCUGAGGCCGACUGCAUGAGUAUUUAUUUGGUCUCUUGUACAUUGGUACCAUUCUGGGUACCCUACAUUGCCCUUUAAACAUAAAUCACUUCCUUGACACACCGUGUUCAGUGAUGACCAGAAAAAAAGCUAUAUAUAUAAAUAAAAUUACUGAGGCAAUCUGG